Messenger RNA from Cherax quadricarinatus, 9188 nucleotides. Its product is annotated as zinc finger protein 236. Gene Ontology annotation, cellular component: nucleus. Gene Ontology annotation, biological process: regulation of transcription by RNA polymerase II. The record is from RefSeq and is a predicted model, not a curated record. Gene Ontology annotation, molecular function: RNA polymerase II cis-regulatory region sequence-specific DNA binding; zinc ion binding; DNA-binding transcription activator activity, RNA polymerase II-specific. NCBI's taxonomy places the organism in Eukaryota, Metazoa, Arthropoda, Malacostraca, Decapoda, Parastacidae.
CACCCAGAACGUAGAACCGCCAUUGCUCCAGCCACUCGUACCAAACAAAGACCACUAUUUGAUAUUUUGCGCCUAAUUCGCCGUUCUUCGUGGCUAUCGUGCUAUAGAAACAUGGAGGUAGGGGAGGUGACAACCAGUGGCCUAGGCCCGGGUACAGUAGUAGUUAACAGCGAUGGAGAGCUUCAGUAUGAUCUCACUCAACAGUCUGGGUCAUUCUUGACCAACACUCAUAUCGUACCCCAUGGAACACUAGCAGACGGAAGUGGGACAGUGCUAAGUCUGCCUAUUCAGUUAGUACAAUUACAUGACCCUGGGGGUGAUGUGGGUGUUGGCCGAACUGGUAAUGUGUCUUCAGGAAUGCCAGGAUUCACUGGUCAUAUAAUUAUCAAGAAUAAUCCUGAUGGCACUCGGACACUUCUUCUCGACCCAUCUGAAGUUGGAUUAUCAGUUACUGGAGAUGAUGGAGGAGAAAGCCAUUUAAUACCACUGCAGGACACUUCUGAAGUAGCAGUUGGACCUUCUCUAAAUGAUCUUCAAGAGAGAAGUGGGUUCCUACAACUAGAUGAAGGCAUGGUAACAGUGACCCAUGAUGGAAGUGAGAUUGGCCAGGGUGGAGUAAUUUUGGCCAGUACUGGCGACUACCUCACACAAAAAGAUGGUACCAUCCCACAGUUUGCAUCUCUUAACAUUGUUGAUGGACAAAUGGUCUUAACAGCCACUGAAGCGGGUAUUGAUGAUACAGUAACUCUAGAAGGAGGCAACUUAAUAAAUUCAGAAAUACCUACACCAGAACCAGUUUUGCCUACACAACAGCCCAUCUCCAUUAAAACAAAGCCAAAGGUGGAACCUCCUGUAGGUAAAGGGCCAUACACUUGUGAAUAUUGUAAAAUGUCCAUAGAAAAAUGGCUUCAGUAUAAGAAACAUUUGAAGAAGCAUUUAGAAGACAAGCCAUACCGGUGUACUGAGUGUGAUGCUACUUUCAAUGUACAGAAAAACUUGACCCUUCAUGAGGCUUUACAUGCUACUGACAAAUUAUCAUGCCCAGAAUGUGGUAAAACCUAUCGCCGGCUUGCUUCAUUUAGGGCCCAUCUCACACUUCAUGAGUUAGAUGAAUCAGUCACAUGUGAAAUAUGUCAAGAAGAGUUUGUAUCUGUGAGUCAACUUGAACCACACUACCAGCGUCACAGAGAAGGCCUGGACCGAGUGGUGGAGCGGAAAAGGGCAAGUUUAGAAUGCCGAGAGUGUAAGGCAAAAUUCACUAAUCAUGCUAUGCUCAGCCAUCACAUGAAAGUUCAUAGAAAGGUAAGGAAAAUUACAACAACGAAACCUAGAAGAUAUGUGGAUCCAUCAAAAUUUGAGAACAAAUGUCCAGAGUGUGGUAAAAAUUUCAUCAAACCUUCACAGUUGAAAAGACAUAUUUUGAUACACACCGGUGAAAGACCCUUCAAGUGCACCUUUCCUGGCUGUGACCGAGCUUUUAACCAAAAAAUCUCCAUGCUUAUUCAUAUGGAUAUACACACUGGACGGAAGGACUACAAAUGUGAUUUCUGCAACAAAGAAUUUGUACAAAGAAGUAAUUUACGCUGCCACAUAAAGCGUGUACAUCCCGUUGAUAUAUCUGUUGAAGAGUUGUUUAUAUGUCAAGAGUGCCCUUGUGUGUUUAAGCGUGCUGGAAGUCUUAAUGCACACAUUUCUCGAGUACACACCACUGAGGCAGUAAUUAGAAUGGAUUCGUCUUCAGAUUAUCGAGAUGUACUAAAGGAUGUUCGAGAUGUAAUAAAGGAGAUUCAGGACUUGGAAAGAGCUGGUCAGCGAGAUCAGAAGGUUUCAUUGUCUUCCAAACCAACAGUGAAAUAUAAACAAGAAAAUCAAAAGCAGCAAGACUCAAAAUCAAAGAAUACUGCAUCAGGGAUAAGUGACACUGCAGAUACUCAAGCUCCAGAAAGUACGAGUGAAGGAGACAUCUUGCAACAAGCUUUAAAGAAUAUCGGACUUACUCAGUCACGGGACCAAAUACAACUUAACAGAGAUGGUGUUAAGCUGAAGAUUAAGACUGAAGAUGAAGUGCAGCUAGAUGAUAGUUGGCCUGUGGAUGGACAGAUUGAUGCAACUCGGUUUGGUGAAUGUAAGAAGGUGCGGGUCAUGACACUUAUUGACCGUAAUGAUGAAAGUGGCAUGAAGAGAUACACAGUCUUUGUAAAGCUGGUUGGUGAUGUGAGGUGGCACAUAUGUAUGCAUAAAGAUUGCACAAAAGAAUUCAAAAAGCCUAACGAUUUGGUUCGACAUAUGAGAAUUCAUACAAAUGAUAAACCAUUCAAGUGUUCCAAGUGUUACCGAGCAUUUUCUGUCAAGUCGACACUGGUGGCUCACAUGAAGACUCACUUGGCUGUGAAGGAGCAUACGUGUAAACAGUGCAACAAGAAAUUUGCUACAACUACCUCUCUCAGAGUCCAUUCAUGGGUACACACUGGUCAGAAGCCCUAUUCAUGCUCACGGUGCCAGAAAGUUUUCCGCACAGUAUCACAUCGAAAGGCACAUAUGUUGUCUCACUUGCACUCUUCUCAUCGUCAAUCUAUGCGGAAAAAGUCCAUACCUCUGCCAGACAUCCCUCUUCAAGAGCCUAUCCUUAUUACUACUGAAGGACCUGUUAAGCAGCUUUCUAGACACAGCCAAAUCUAUCCAAGUGAGACGGGUGAGAUACCACCUGACAGACCUCAUAAGUGCCAUUACUGCCUGGCAGCUUUUAAAAAGUCUUCUCAUUUAAAGCAGCAUGAGAGAACACACACUGGAGAGAGGCCAUUUAAGUGUGAAAACUGUAAUAAGCAAUUUAACAAUGUAAGUGUUCUGAAGUCGCAUUUCAAAACACACACUGGACAAAGAACUCAUAAGUGUCUCAUAUGCAACGGCCUUUUUGCUACUAGUGGUAGCCUGAGAAGACAUCGAACAACCCACUCAUCGGACCGUCCUUAUAUGUGUCCCUAUUGCCAGAAAACUUUCAAAACAAAUACAAACUGUAAAAAGCACAUGAAAACCCACAAACAUGAACUGGCUAUGGAAGCAGUUAGGGCUGCUGGAUCUAACUUGCAAGGGGACAACCAGCAAGCACUCCUUACCACUAGUCUCUAUGGUCAGCAGACCACGUCAGCAACCCUGACUGAUACAGAGGUCAUAGUCCCUGAUCUGAGUGGUAUGGCUAGUGUCUUCCAGGAGGGGGAUUUUCCACUCUCAGGUGAUCUUCAGCAGCAAACACAGCAUCAGCAGCAGGUGCAACAAGAAGAUCUAACUGCUGCUCAGGUCCUUCCAGCAGCAUUUGCACAGGGUGUUGAUGAGAGUGGUCUAACCCUAGCUGACCUUCAGACAGGGGUUGAGCAUAGUUUAGCAUCUGGAGAAGCUGUCAUUUUAGGAACACAGCCUACUACCAUCACCACACACCUGAAUGGGUCCUCAAUACUUAUUCCUCACUCUUCAGGAGGCCAUGGUUCAACUGGAUCAUCCAUUCUUCUUCCACAUUCAGCUUCAAGUCUUGUUACUAGUGCUUCAUCUGUAUUUCAUGGAACUAGUAGCACUUCUGUCUUACAAGGUGCUAGUGGCUCCUCUAUCUUGCUCCCAAAUUCAUCUGAUCAGGGAUCUGGCUCAUCUGUAUCUAACCAAGUAUCCCAGGAUGGUGGUGGAACAACUGUCCUUACACUCCCACAUUCUUCAGGUAAUAAUGUAUUGACCGUCCACCAACCAUCUGUGAUACAAGGACCUGCUCGGGAGGAAUCGGUCAAUGUUACCUCAGUCAUACAGUCUCAACCCAGCAUCAUGAGCCAGUCUGGUGCAUCCACAUAUUCUACCUCCAUUUCAUCACGUCAGGCAAUACUGGGUCAUACUCAAGAUUUUAGUUCCAUUGGAGAUCCAGGAGGAUUGGAAAUGGUAAAUCUGUCAUCCUCAAUGAUUGGUGGAAAUUCUCAAAACAAAUAUGCCUCCACUGUUUUACAAACCAGUCUCCAACUUGAAGGCAGCAGAGGAGCUGUCAUCACUAAUCCCUCUGAUCAAGUGAAUUCUGGAGAAACUAAUCUAGCAGGAGAAGCAGUGGGUGCAUCGAGCACUGGUCUUGCAGGUGGCCUUGUAGAGAGUGAUGAUGAUGGUCGGGUUGUUACUAGUCAUUCUACCUCAGCUGUUGCUGCCAGCGAUGCUACUCCUACCACACUUCUUGAAGCCAACUUUGACCAUCAAGGCUUCUCCGAUGGUUUUACGCUUCAUGUACCUCCUGGUUUAGACUUGUCUAGUUUGGGACAGAGUGGGGAAAUACCGUCAUCGCAAUUGGUCCAGCUACUUAACACACAAGAGCCCUUAUCAGAAGUUUCAACUAUAAAAGUUCCUGCGCCCGCAACCACACCACCACCCAGCCAAGACCCUGCACCCCCAGAGCCUGUUAUCUCUGUCUCUAAAGUCUAUGAGUGCACUGAGUGUAAGAAGACAUUUCGUAAGUUACCUCACUUACGAUCCCACCGAAGAAUCCAUAACCAGAAUAAAACGAAUCAUUGUUCAACUUGCAACAAAACUUUUUCUUCAUUUUGUGCACUCAAGGAACAUCAGCGGCAACAUUCACGAUCAUCGAAUACUCACCAGUGUAAUAACUGUCCGGAAAGAUUCCCAAAUCUCAGUCGGCUCCUCAAGCACAUGCAGGUGGAACAUUCCAGUGUAUGGCAUUGUCCUGUGUGUGAACUUGUGUUUGAGUCUUCAUCAACAUUCCAAAGACAUUUACGCUCCCAUAGCAUAGAUGCCAUUAAUGAAGCCAUAAGUAAAACUAAGAGUGAAGACGUGGGGAUAGAUGGCAAAGUUAAAGUAACUUUGACUCCUGAAGAAAUGGAUGCCAUUCUUCAGCAGACAACAGGAUCUCAAAUUAGUAUGGAAGAAGGAAGUCAGAAGGCUGACACAAAAGGUGAUACUCCCGCUGCUAAGCGACAUCAUUCCUCCCAAGAUGUUGAUAAUCUCCAGGUUACUUUUUUGAAAGGAAAUGAAACAGAAGAGAAUGAUUCACAGAAACAUGCUCAUCAAUGUAAAACCUGUGGUAAAAGCUUCAAGAAACCGUCGGAUUUAGUACGACACAUUAGAACCCACACAGGAGAGCGGCCAUUUUCAUGUGUUCAGUGUGGGAAGUCAUUUGCUGUUAAGUCUACAUUGGAUGUGCAUAUGAAAACUCAUUCUGGAAAAAAGGAUUUCAUGUGCCAUGUAUGCAAUACUAUGUUUGCAACUAAAGGGAGUCUAAGUAUACAUAUGAGACUUCAUACUGGGGAUAAACCGUUUAAAUGUAACCAGUGUGGGAUGAAGUUUAGAACCUCUGGUCAUCGAAAGGCUCAUGUUGUUAAACACUGUACGUCUCAGGCUAUGUCAGGAAAAACUACAAGAUUUACCACGACUAAAGAGGAACCAUUAGAAAGUGGAAACAAUGCAGAUGAAGCUGUGAUGGAAAUGCCAAACGAGGAAAGCCUUAAUUCUGUUGUAAUGAUGACUGAAGGGACUGUAUUGCAGCUACCAGGGCUUAAUCUGGGAACUAUUGAUCCUUCAGCUUUACUCAACAUUCAACCUAUGACACUGGAUGAAAGUGUGUUAAAUCAGUUACAAGCUUCUGGUGUUACCAUGAUGGGUGCUGGUGAGGGAACUGUUGAUGAGGAUGCUGAGGAUUCUAUUUCUGUGAAUCCCAAUGUGGUAAUGACUCAACCCAGAAAUGUUCGUACACCUAAUGCAGAAACUGUGGAGGAUUCUGAUUUUGAAAUUAGUAUCUUUGAUAGUGAUGUAAGGGUUAUUACAACACAUUCACUAAAUAUGUUAGGGCAACAUUUAGAUAGAGAUCCUGAAGCCACUCCUGAUACUUCUUCCUUCAUCCCAUCAGAGCUCCAUCUCGCAGAUCUUGCAAUCCCAGGACAAAACAACACUAUACAGUGUGCUUUGUGCUCAAAAUCAUUUGUCAAAUUAAGUGAUUGCCAGGAGCACUUUAUUUAUCAUAAUAUUUUUAUAAGAGUAGGAGAGGAAGGUGAAAAUGUUGAUAAUGAAAUACAUUACUCUGUUAUUCCUGCACCUGCACUUGGAGAAGUGCCUGAUGAAAAUUCAUUUCAAAGUGCGCAUAAUGGGAAAAAUCCAUCAGGAAUAAGCAUUGGAGAAAUACCUGUUUGUAAAUUAGAAGAACAAGAUCAGUCCAGUCUCAGUUAUAAAUGUGCCAUACCUGAAUGUGGUAAAACUUUUAAGAAUGAGGGUAGUCUUGAACAGCAUACAAUUAGUACUCAUGUAAAACAUCAUGUAUGUGCCAAGUGUGGUGGGGAAGACUUUCAGUCAGCAGCAGCUCUUCAGAAGCACAUCAAAAUGCAUCACUCUGAUGGAAAAGGAAUCAGAUGUGUGUUUUGUGUAGAAGAAUACAGUGUACGUGCUACUUUAUACCAUCACAUUAUUCAUGAGCAUUUGCAACUUGCUUUAGAGAAUCCCAUAGCUAUUGAGAAAGUGGGGCUCAAAAUUAAUGUAACAUCAGAGUCUCAGAGAGAGGGGACGGUUGCAGGGGCCCAGGGUACAAUGGAGGAGCUGGAUGCUUUGGAGUUCUUUCCGUCUGUAAAUAAUGAUGCUCCUCUUGAGUAACAGUAAACAUACAUUUAAGAUUAUGUUGGUUUUGCUUUAAUUAGUUUUCUCCUUGAAAGCAUAUCCCCAAUGCCUUGUUUUAGAUCUAAUUGCUAAAACCAUUGACAUUAAUGCACUUAAAAUUGAUAUAAAAAUAACAUCUUGAAAUAUUAAAUUUAUUUAAUGUUAUUUUUUUGUACAGUGCAUGAAAUUUAAUAUUGAUGAACAUUUACAAAAUUUCAGAUAAUUAGUAAAAUAGUUUGUGUUAAAUGUUUAACAUUGUAUGUCAUGUCAUAUAUAGUAUUUUUUAAUGUCUUCCCUUAUAAGUUUUUUAAACAGCAAUUUGGCCUCAUUCUAAUUAUGAAUUAAGUACAAACUGAAAUUGUAAAUACUGUAUUACCUAAGGAUGAGUAAUGUAACCAAAAUAGGAACUAGAGUACAUGUAUUGGAAAAUUUUUGUGAAUUUUAUAUUACUGGAACAACAUUUUCUAGGGCUGGGAUGAUCUGUUAUUGCCUUCAGAAUUUUGAAGACUCAGUUGUGAGAGGGUUCAAUUUUUUAUUAUUAUAAUAUUGUAUAGUAAAUUUAUAUUUGUAUAUAUGAUAAUCCUGCAAUUAGACAUAAUUUACUGCUAUUUAUUUCCACUUCUUAGUAUAUUCAUUACUCUGGUAUAAACCUUGGUAAUAAAUACCGACAAAUUGGUGUAGAAAGACACGUAAGCAAACACUAUGACAUAUUUAUUACAAAACGUUUCGGUCCUGGGACCUUGAUCAAGGUCCCAGGACCAAAACGUUUUCUAAUAAAUAUGUCAUAGUGUUUGCUUACGUCUUUCUAACCAUUCAUUACUCUGCAUUAAACCAGUUUUAGAAGCAUGAUAAUCAUUGUUAAAAGAUAUAUUAUUUUGAAUAAGAUCUGGAAGUCUUUAUCUCUAGCUAACAUACCCUUUACUGUAGGUUCAUGUGUGAACUUGAAAUAUUGUCAUUCAAGUUUCACCAUAGCCAGCAUGUCUGACAUGUGAUGAUGUAUGCUACAAUAUCCAGAAUACACCACUUAACUGGUAGGUCAAAAGUCUGACCAUUUAUUAAUGUGUAUUAAUAUGUAAAGCCAGCAGCUUUAUGACCUGACACACAAGAAGUACAACCAUUUGUUGACAUGCCUUAAGUACAACUUGUAUGUAGUGUGUAUGCCAAAAGCAUAACAUUUAGUAACUUGCCUUCAGUACAAUUUACUAUAUUAGCAGACUUUAUUUGGUCAUUAAUUCAUAAUAAUAUGAAUUAUGUCACACUUUUAGUUAUUUAAAUCUUUAAGUUCAGUGUUAUCACUAUGCUCAAAUUCUAUUUAUUUUUAUAUUUAUGAUGGUAAUGUUUAAUUUUGAAGAAAACUAAAUGACUCGGCAUUCACGAGUACAUCUAGUCAAGUUCAUUUUUGCAUGACUAGGUUAAAGUCAUCAUAUGUAAGUUUACAGAUAUUAUUCACAAGAAAUUUGCUUCUCCCAUUUUGGCUAAAAACUGUAUCUGAGCCCCAUAGACCAGAAAUUUUGACAUAAAAGCUUGUUUAAACUUGAGUGUACUGUAACUGUUUUUGUUUUUGCUUAAAUUAAUGUUUUAUAUCAAAGGUUUGAGAAUAUCUACAAAAUUGCUUAUUGUGAAGUCUAGUAUAUUCCAAGUGCUGAGAAAUUUGCACCUCAGUGCUGCAACUACAUAAACUUCACAUACAUAUUGCAAAGCAGAGGCGAAUACUCAUAUGUAUAAGUGAUAUUUGGCCUUACCCUUAGUCAAACUUGAUUCUACAUAUAGAGGGACUAUUGUUCAUAUGCAUUAUAUUCAUUAAGAAAAUGUGAUUAGUUCCCAAGAUGCACAUCAAUAAUUUACAAUUCUAACCUCUUGAUGAAACAGCGUGAGAAUAGAGAAACAGCAGUAGGCCUAUCAAGUAUGCAGUAUGCUUGUCAAGUAUUUGUCUACCUUGUUUUUAAGCUACAUGAACCUUCCUUUCUAUUCUAACAUUUAACCAGGCAAUACCAAAUACCAAUAUGCAAGUAGUAGACAGUUGCUUCACUGCUGUAGUAUAUGCAGGCCAGAUUCUCAUGUAUUUCAUCACCUCCCAGUCAAGUUUUAUUAUAAUACAUUGUAGUAUCUGGUUGCUUAAAAUCAUAGGAUGAAAUGAAAUAUCUAUGAAUCUGGCUUGAAUGUACUCUGGCAGAGUUGAAUCAGUUAAAAUGUAUUCUCCUCUCUUGUAGUGUGAUGGCUCAAAGAACAAUACAUGCCUGGUGUGGUGCUGGGCUGGGGUUUACAGCCCAACUUGACAAAUAUUUAGGGUUGUCAAACUUUUAUGUGCAGUUUGGGAACCAGUUGUGUUUGCUUAAUUGUGUAGUACACCUGGUUGCCUAAAAACCUGGAAAGUGACGAAAUAACAUUGAAUGUGAGAUGAAUGCACUCUUGCAAGGGGUUCAAUGAAUCUGAAUAUACACUUCACUGCUUUUGUAGUGUAGUAGCUCAUAGGAACGUUACUCACCUGGUGUGAUGCCAAAAUGGGGUUCAUGUCCCUGCCAGGGCAUUGGGUUGUUAUGCAAUUAUAUUCAUACAUAUACAGUCUAUCUUUU